Messenger RNA from Loxodonta africana (African savanna elephant), 5635 nucleotides. It is a transcript of the gene KLHL24, whose product is annotated as kelch like family member 24. Bases 368 to 2170 code for a protein of 600 amino acids. Lineage: Eukaryota; Metazoa; Chordata; Mammalia; Proboscidea; Elephantidae. Gene Ontology annotation, molecular function: protein binding. The transcript has 9 exons. The record is from RefSeq and is a predicted model, not a curated record.
GAGAAGCCGGCGCUGGAGGGUGCGCUGCGCCGCUGGUCGCUGAGGGACUGCGGGGGCCACCGCCACCGGCUACUUCCACCCUUUCCCGAGAGGGUACUUGGUUUUAUCAGGGACCCUUGUGGUGCAAUGGUUAAGAGCUCGGCUGCUAACCAAAAGGUCAGCAGUUUGAAUCCACCAGCCGCUCCUUGGAAACCAUAUGGGACAGCUCUACUCUGUUCUACAUGGGUCGCUAGACAGUGGGUUUGGUGUGGAAAUUAUAAGAAAAAAUAUUUGGACUGGGGCUUUGAGCAAGCAAAUGCUAACAAGCAACGUAAAGAAGAUCCUUAACAGUCAUUUCUCAACAAUUAUAUAGUCAACUGAUGUAACAAUGGUACUAAUAUUGGGACGCAGACUAAACAGAGAGGAUCUUGGGGUGCGUGACUCCCCAGCAACCAAGCGUAAAGUUUUUGAAAUGGACCCCAAAUCUCUGACAGGUCGUGAGUUUUUUGACUUCUCUUCAGGAUCAUCCCAUGCUGAAAACAUACUCCAAAUAUUCAAUGAAUUCCGAGAUAGCCGCUUGUUCACAGAUGUUAUCAUUUGUGUGGAAGGAAAAGAAUUCCCUUGCCAUCGAGCCGUUCUCUCAGCCUGUAGUAGCUACUUCAGAGCUAUGUUUUGUAACGACCACAGGGAAAGCCGAGAAAUGUUGGUUGAGAUCAAUGGGAUUUUAGCUGAAGCUAUGGAGUGUUUUUUGCAGUAUGUUUAUACUGGAAAGGUGAAGAUCACUACAGAGAACGUACAGUAUCUCUUUGAAACAUCAAGCCUCUUUCAGAUCAGUGUUCUCCGUGAUGCUUGCGCCAAGUUCUUGGAGGAGCAACUUGAUCCUUGUAAUUGCUUAGGAAUCCAGCGUUUUGCUGAUACCCAUUCACUCAAAACACUCUUCACAAAAUGCAAGAAUUUUGCUUUACAGACUUUUGAAGAUGUAUCCCAGCAUGAAGAAUUUCUUGAGCUUGGCAAAGACGAACUUAUCGAUUAUAUCUGUAGCGAUGAACUUGUUAUCGGUAAAGAGGAGAUGGUUUUUGAGGCCGUCAUGCGUUGGGUAUACCGUGCUGUUGAUCUGAGAAGACCACUGUUACAUGAGCUCCUGACACAUGUGAGACUCCCUCUGUUGCAUCCCAACUACUUUGUUCAAACCGUUGAGGUGGACCAGUUGAUCCAGAAUUCUCCUGAGUGUUACCAGUUGUUACAUGAAGCAAGACGGUAUCACAUACUUGGGAAUGAAAUGAUGUCCCCAAGGACUAGACCACGCAGGUCAACUGGUUAUUCUGAAGUGAUAGUUGUUGUCGGAGGCUGUGAACGAGUUGGAGGCUUUAACCUUCCAUACACUGAGUGCUAUGAUCCUGUGACAGGAGAAUGGAAGUCUCUGGCUAAGCUUCCAGAAUUUACCAAAUCAGAGUAUGCAGUCUGUGCCCUGAGGAAUGACAUUCUUGUUUCAGGUGGAAGAAUCAAUAGCCGUGAUGUCUGGAUCUAUAAUUCACAGUUAAAUAUUUGGAUCAGAGUUGCCUCUCUAAAUAAAGGCAGAUGGCGUCACAAGAUGGCGGUCCUCCUUGGUAAAGUGUAUGUUGUUGGCGGCUACGACGGGCAGAACAGACUCAGCAGUGUAGAGUGUUACGAUUCCUUUUCCAAUCGAUGGGCUGAAGUUGCUCCCCUUAAGGAGGCCGUGAGUUCUCCUGCGGUGACUAGCUGUGUGGGCAAGUUGUUUGUGAUCGGUGGAGGGCCUGACGACAAUACCUGUUCUGAUAAGGUUCAGUCUUAUGAUCCAGAAACCAAUUCUUGGCUACUUCGAGCAGCUAUCCCAAUUGCUAAAAGGUGUAUAACAGCCGUAUCCUUAAACAACCUGAUCUAUGUUGCUGGUGGCCUGACCAAGGCAAUCUACUGUUAUGACCCAGUGGAGGAUUACUGGAUGCAUGUACAGAAUACAUUCAGCCGACAGGAGAACUGCGGUAUGUCUGUGUGUAAUGGUAAGAUAUAUAUCCUGGGAGGAAGACGGGAGAAUGGAGAAGCCACAGACACCAUUCUCUGUUAUGAUCCCGCGACAGGUAUCAUCACAGGGGUGGCUGCCAUGCCCAGGCCAGUGUCCUAUCAUGGCUGCGUGACAAUUCAUAGAUACAAUGAGAAAUGCUUUAAGCUCUGAAGCCAUGAUACCUCAGCCAAGAAGCCACACCAGUCUAAGAUGAGAGGCUGAGAAACUCCAGAGUGGAAACUUGACAUGCUUCCUUUGUGCUGUACGUAAAAGAUAGUAAAAAUAGUAAUUGUGGUGCCUUUCUCCCCAAAAUAUCAAUCUUUUUCAAACUGUAAAUUAAGCCUUUCCUGUAAUUGAAAAAAGAAAUAUUUUUGUUAAAGGUAAUGGUGGUUGUUGCUUGGCCUCUGUAAGUAUUUGUAAAAAGCCUGUGUGGAGUAGGAAAUAGUAGCUGACUCCUUUCCUUUUAGGUAUUCGUGAAUGCACUCUUCAUUUAUGUGUGUCAUCUAGUUAAAAGGCUGUUUGCCCUGUUUUGUCAGACGUGUAGAGAAAAUGGCAACCUGAGGCUUCAUGGAGGUUGAAUCACCUAAUGCUUAGAAUGCCUGUAAUGCAUGCUAAGGGGAAAAAAAAAAUCAUUAAAGAAAACCUUUUUACUAAAAUAUAUCCAAGCUGAUGAAGUUUUGAAGAAGUUUUUUCUGUAAUUGAUAAAAAUUUGAAAACAGCCAUUUGACUUUCAUAAAAUACUGAAUUCUCAUGACCUCACUUUUAGAAAUGCAGCCUUAUAUUAAACAUUUGGGAGAGGAGGGGCUGGGUAGGAGAUAGCAGAGCAAGUGUUCCUAAAAGGGCGAUAAAUUUGUGUAUUCAUUCCUAAGAAAAAAAUAUUUAGAACUAUUGAAAGGAAAAUUCACUGUUGCUCUCAAAGUACUUAUGCAUCAUCUCUAAAUCCGCCUUUUCUUGAGCCAGGCAAAGGCAUUGAAACCCAUUGUGUAUUAUUGUGAAAAACAGGGACAAGUUUUCUCCUUAGCCCAGCACGGUUUGACCUCAGUAGUGUGGUACUUUGGGUGAAGACUUCUCCCCAUGGUUAUCCGACUUUCUUGUGACCAGUUAAAAAUUCUGGGAGUCUCCACUAUUAAAAUGCCUUUAAUAGGAUAAACCAGGGACCACCUAGCUUAGUGGGUCCAUUUUUCUUUUUAAAUUAGCUAUCUGAAAAAACUAACAGCAGUAAUUCCAGUCUUCUGAGAUAAAUCUUUCAUUUGGUACCUACCCACUGUAAAAUUAUGAUCCACAUUUUCAAGCUUCUGAACAACAAAUGAUUUGUCUAAAUUUUUGAACUCUGGCUUAUAAAACUAACCAGUUUCAGAGAAGAAUGUAAAUUUUUUUCCAAAGGCAAAUGGAUUGUAAAAGGAACUACAGCACGGGUGAGGAUCAUGAUUCCUGGGCAGACGGGUAUGACUGAUAGCAUUUUAGGGAUGUUCCAAAUAGCCUGCUGAAUUUGACUUCCCAGACAGUAUUGUCAUCUGGCAUUGUAAUUUCAUUCUCUGUGUCAUAGGAGGGAUGAUGCAAAUAUGUGAUUAGAGUGUCACCAGGUUUCUGUUAACACCAAGGUGGCAAUCAAAAACCUAACAUUGGUAAACUUUUUCUCAUCUUAGAAGAUACAGACGUUUCAAAUAGACUAUACAGCGUCAACUUUAAUGCUUAGCUAGAAUCUGAACCCUGAGGAAGACUAAAACAGUUUUAAAAGUUUUAGGGAAUUUUUCUUUAUCAGCAUAAUUUGAAAAUGAUAUGUACCUUUUUGUGAUAAUUAUCAGAGCAAUUCAGAAAAUUUUUUUUUUAUCAUUUUAGUGGAAAGACAAUUAUGGGUUCAACUGGGAUACUGUGCUUUCAUUUCAGAGUGAACAGCCUCUUUUCUACACUGUAUCUUUGGUAGAAAAUGGAACCUGAAAUUUAGCUCUGAAAUUGUUUACAGUCAUGAGAUAAUGUAUGAGAAAAUGUUUUGUAAAUGCUGAGGAAUAUACAAAUGACGGUUGUUAUUUUCAUCUGUUAAGAUCAUGCCCAUCCAUGAAUACAGACACUUUACAUAAAAAAUACUUUCUCAAGAUAACUUUGUAUUCUAGUAUUUCUGUCUACUGUAAAAGUAUUAACUAUUUACUCGUAGUUUGUUAUAGAUUCAUUUUUAGUAUCCAUGUGUUCACUGUGGUAAUUUCAAAAUGAAAUCCUAAAAAACAGAAUUUGUUUAAACACAGACCUCGUACUGAUAUUGUUUAAUUUUCUUCUCUACGUAAUUUUUAACUACAUAAACAUAGUUGCAAUUUAUGUUGAAGGACACCAAGAAUUUAGUUUAAAUCUAGAAUAUUAAAGUGACUGUUUUUAAAGUUGCCCAACUGAUAUUUCAAUUUCUUUACUUUUCUUUACUGAUUCUUGAUAACAUAAUGGUGUUAGCAUUGAUAACAUAAAAGAUAAUUUUAGGGUAUAAUUAGUAUAUUGAAAGGGAUAUAGCAACUAAAUGGGUGUCAGAUUACAUUCAUACAGUCAUCACGUAGUUAACAGAUUUUCUUUUAAUAGAUGGUGCUCUUAUGAGCCUUUAGGUUAGUAUGUAUUUAUAUGCGUGUGUAUAUGUGUAUGAGUAGGUAGAUAAUAUGGUCACGUACACACAUAUAGCAGUUUGUGAUGAUCAGAAAAAGCACAUAAAGUAAAAAUCAGUUGACCAUAUUCAAUUCAAUUCCAGAAGAUUUUUCUCUUUUGGGCAUUUCUAGAAUACUUUUUUUACAUUGGAAAGUCAUUUAUCUACAGUAAGGAUCUGUAUAAUAUACCCAGUUUUACAAGAUCUGAAAACAAAUUGAAGGUAAAGAUGAGUUUGCCAAACCCAUCUGUGAUACCUCAGUGGGGAAGGGGCUUCAAGAGUAUGCUUUUAUGGAUGAACAGAAGAGUAGACUUUGUUUUUUCACGCCUUCAGCCCUUUUCCGUGUUUUCCAAUACGUGAGUGAGCUGUGAAGUGGUCUAAUUUUUACAACAAAGACCUUCCUCCUCUUCUACUCUGAUCCUUCUGCUGACCUUACUGCGCAGGUAUGAAAUGGUAGCCUAUUGGAUCUUCAGUAACCUUUUCUUUUCUAGGUGACUGAAGUAUAGGUAUUUACUCCAUUUAAACCAGGUGUUAAGACGGUGCAAAUACUCAGGGAGGGAAUUAACUUGUCCUUUUUUCCAAUUUGGGGUGGUUAAAGUGCCGUAAGGAAAUAGUCUUCAGUUUAUUAUUCUAGAGUGAAUUUGAUUUGGUAAAGGGGCUUCACACAAGGCGGUGGUUAAACAUUCAUUCUUUCAUCAAUGUUUUGUGAACUGAUACAUUUUCUCUUAGUGAAUAUGAAUUGUUCUUGUAUCUCUACUGUCAGAUACCCUUUUUGAAACUCAGGAAAGACAAAGGUUCAAUUAUACUACUUUUGUCAACAUGCAAAUCAGGUUUGUUUUUUUGUUGUCGUCUGGAUAUGGCAAUAGAUUACAAAAAAACAAUUGCUGUGAGAACCCAUACGUGAAAAUAGAGGGGUUGAAUUGUUUGUGUGUGUCCUUUGUGUCUUGAGAUUUAUAUGUGGAAAAGGCAUCUUUGACUCCAGACUGUUAUCUUCAAAGAGGAGAGAUGGCUGCUAUCUA